Messenger RNA from Ambispora gerdemannii, 951 nucleotides. The record is from the annotation of a GenBank genome assembly. NCBI's taxonomy places the organism in Eukaryota, Fungi, Glomeromycota, Glomeromycetes, Archaeosporales, Ambisporaceae.
AUGGAUAUUUUUCUAGAAAUUGCUGAUGAAUACUUUUUCGAUAAUGCAUACGCGUCGAUUCUUCCGCUACCAACACUAAAAAGCACCACAACAAUCGGCAACACAAGCCAUGUUUCCUCCUCACUAUUGCUACCCGCCAUCAGUUCAACUUUACCCCGCGACAACAUAUACCGGCAACUAGUCUCCCUCUUCCUCAUGACACUCGUGUUUGCAUACUUUUUUUACUUUUUCUUUGCGACACUUUCCUACGCUUUCGUAUUUGAUCAUGAUCUGAUGCAACACCCGAAAUAUAUAAGCAAUCAAAUAAGCAAAGAGAUUCGUCUGUCGGCGAUGGGUUUUCCGCUGACUACACUUGUUACCGUGCCUUGGUUUCUGGGCGAAGUCAAGGGUUACUCGAGGCUCUAUGAGAAUAUCGAAGAUCAUGGUUGGUUUUACGCAGUGUUUUCUAUAGGGUUUUUCUUGUUUUUUACGGAUGCUUGUGUUUAUUGGAUUCAUCGGUGGCUUCAUACUCCGUUAAUAUAUAAAAGAUUGCAUAAGCCACAUCAUCGUUGGAUUAUUCCGACUCCAUUUUCCUCUCAUGCUUUCCAUCCUUUUGAUGGUUACGUACAAUCUGUCCCAUAUCACUUUUUCGUCUAUCUCUUUCCCUUGCAUAAAUAUAUUUACAUCGGACUAUUUGUAUUCGUAAAUAUGUGGACAAUAAUGAUUCACGAUGGUGCAUAUUUUGCAUCCGGAACAUUUAUCAACGGCGCUGCACACCACUCGCUUCAUCAUCUAUACUUCAACUACAAUUACGGCCAGUAUUUCACAUUAUGGGACAAGAUCGGCGGGAGUUAUCGACUGCCCACCGAAGAACAGCUCGACGAAAAGAAAAGAAAAGAUGGUGAAGUGUGGGCGAAGCAGGCUAAAGAGGUGGACGAGUUUGAUGAUAAUGGCAAAUUGAAAAAGAAUUAA